Messenger RNA from Linum trigynum, 875 nucleotides. The record is from the annotation of a GenBank genome assembly. NCBI's taxonomy places the organism in Eukaryota, Viridiplantae, Streptophyta, Magnoliopsida, Malpighiales, Linaceae.
ACUUUGUACGUCACGGGUAUUUGAGUUCUUUGUUUUGAAGUUAAUUUGUAUGCGAAGGAGAGAUUCUAUUGAUACAGUACCUCUUGAUACGGAGAUCGAGAGAACCCUUUAAGGUCUUAUAAGAAUAGCGAGACUUCAAACUCAACCGAUGGCGGAGCAACAAUCACCUCAACCUCAACAACCACCGAGGACGAGGACGAUUGGGUCAUUUUCAAGGCCGAGUGUGGAGAAUGUGCAAUCACCAAUUCGUCACCCUACUAUCCCCAACAACAAUUAUGAGAUCAAGCCGGAGACAAUUACUAUGUUUGCGAAUGCGGUUCAAUUCCAUGGAUUGGUGAAUGAAAAUGCACAAGCUCACAUUAAGGCGUUCUACAAGAUUAUGGAUGGUACCAAAGACAACGGAGUCCCUCAAUAGGAGAUUCGAUUGGAACUUUUCCCCUUUACCUUGAACGGAGCAGCGGAGCAGCGAACCAGUGGUUGAGUGAUCAUCCACAUCAUUCUAUUAUCUAUCUUGGGCAUAUUUGUGUGACAAGUUUUUCGCAAGAUAUAUCCCACCCUCAAAGAUGUCAUUGAUGAGAAGUGAAAUACAAACAUUUAGACAAGAAGAAGAGGUGCCAUUAUUUGAGGUGUCGGAAAGUUUCACCUCUCUUCUACUCAAGUACCCACACCACAACAUUGUCGAUUGGCUUCAAGUGGAAAGCUUCUAUAAUGGUCUAACUCAUGAGUCCCGGAAUUUAAUUGAUGCCGCCAAUGGAGAAGCUAUUCCAAAAAAAGAGUAGGUGAAUUGAAAAGACUAAUUGAAGACAUGGCUCUCAAUAGAUAUGAUUGGGGUGGUGGUAUGUGAGGAAAGAGUGUAAGAAAAGACAAUGUGCUAC